AUGAGCGACAACGACCCAGAAGCUCUGGCGCACCACAAGGAAAAGGUGCUCAAGGGCGAGAUGCCUGCGUUUGUGCCCGAGGUCGAGGGCUGGCAUGAGACGUUGGCCUCGGUUUCGGAGGCGGUUGUAAAGGCGGAGCGCUACGUCGACGAGGACUCCACCAAGGACCCUCACAAGCUGGAACAGCUGCAGAAGCACACCAUCGAGGUGGUGCAGCAGCUGCAUCACCAUGGAGAGGAUGGUAUGCCGGAGAUCCCCAAGCGCAGUCAGCAAGACGUGUCCGGCUCACCUGCGCACUCUGCCAACCUGGAGCACAUGCGCAAUGCGCCCGGUUCAGAUCCUCGCUGA
Molecule: messenger RNA, 348 nt
Organism: Volvox carteri f. nagariensis
Lineage: Eukaryota; Viridiplantae; Chlorophyta; Chlorophyceae; Chlamydomonadales; Volvocaceae
Exons: 3
Coding region: 1-348 (115 amino acids)
Source: RefSeq, a predicted model, not a curated record